AUGAUGCUGGGUCCUCUCGGGGGCCCGAACUCACCGCCCCAUUCUCCUACCUCCGCCGCGCCGGCGAUGCUUCAACAUAAGUACGCCGCUCGCCAUUUGCCACCGUCCGGUAUUCAGCCCACAGGCAACGGCCAUCAAUUCAGCUUUACUCCUUCCAAUCGCUUUGCACAGCUAUCACCUCGCACGUCAUCUGAAGAUUCCGACGAAGAAUCCGAAUCCGAAUCCGACUCUGAUGAGAGCGAACUUCCACAAGCACCUCAGGCAAAAUCUGAGGAUGAAGAGGAUGAUAGCGACGACGAAGAAAGUGAAGACGAUAGCGAUGAUGAUGCAGACGAUGAAGACGAGGACGUGCCCAUGAUGGCUCCUCCUCCUCCUCCAGCUCUCAUGUCAGCUCCAAUGCGGGCACCAAUACGAGCACCUUCGCGCCCGCCAUUGCACCAGAGCAUGGCUGUCGACAGCAGUUCCGAAGAGGAGUCGGACGAUGAGGAAGACGAAGAAGACGAAGAAGGAGACGAUGAAGAGUCCGAAGAGGAUUCGGAAUCUUCAGACUCUGACUCGGAAAUGCUGCCUCACGCCCCAGAAGCGCCCCCGAUUCCCCGCCCGGCCCCCGCCGCCGUCGCUGCUGCUGCAUCAGUCGCAGCACCAGCGCUGCACGUGAAGGCGAACUUCACCGUCGAAGAAAUGUCUGACUUCGAUCCCAUGGACCAAGAUCGCGACGGAAUCAUGGCGCCUUCGGGCUACUCCUCUCCAGCGUCCGCCCGCUCCCGCUCCCGCGCUCCGGUUGCCGCUCCGAAGCCCGACCCGACUUCCCGGUUGGCACGAGAAUUUGACCACCUCAACUUUCCCAGCUCGGACUCAGAAUCCGAGGAUCUGGAUGCAGACGAGGCACAUGAAGAAUUCAUUCGUGUGCAGCGCACAUUGCGGAUGCUCAGGCGCCGAACUCACGGGUCAAGCAUUGGCAAGCGGACCAUAUCGGAGCGCAGCGAAUCUGAUCACGAGGAUAUGCCUCUCGACCCCGACGCCGUAGGCUCCAGCGCAAGGAGACUACGACGCCGUGUGGGUGAUCAAUCAGUCCGCCGGAGCUUCAUCUUGCAAUUCCAAGACCCCCCGCCCCCGCGCAUCGACGAACUCGACGAGCCGGAUAGCGAGGUGGAGGGAAUCUUUUUUUGCGAUCACGAGACACUCGCGAGGGAAUUGCCGUAUUAUUCCAUUGAGAUCAUUGAGUAUGAGUCUCCCAGCCCAACCAGCCCUCGCAGCCCGUGA
Colletotrichum siamense is the source of this 1263-nucleotide messenger RNA. RefSeq lists its product as uncharacterized. The record is from RefSeq and is a predicted model, not a curated record. Lineage: Eukaryota; Fungi; Ascomycota; Sordariomycetes; Glomerellales; Glomerellaceae. The coding region runs from base 1 to 1263 and encodes 420 amino acids. The transcript has a single exon.